GCAGCUGGGAUGAGUUAAUUAUUAAUUAAUAUAUAUUUUAUAUUAAUAAUCAGAGGGCGACCCUUUAUAGUCAUGGAAGUGAUCCGGCGGCCGCUGGCGAGAUCUUCGCUGGUGGCGCUCUUCUUCGCCGUCCUCACUGUCGGCGCGUUCAUCUCCACGCGCUACCUCGACUCCUCUGCUACUGCUUUGAUGAAUAGAAAUGAUUCGCCACAAAUACAAACACUAACCACUAGGACAGCUCAUAAUCCUCCCAAACCCAUAGACAUCCCGUUAAACUGCUCCCUCGGAAACCCGACCCGAACCUGCCCCGCAAAUUACUACCCGUCAAGAAUCCCGGUCGAAAACGGAAACCUUCUAGAAGCACACCCGCAAGACCUUCUAGAAGCACCCCAAUCCUCAUGCCCCGACUACUUCCGUUGGAUCCACGAAGAUCUAUACCCGUGGAGGGAAACGGGUAUUACCCGCGAAAUGAUAACGAACGCAAGCCGAACGGCCAAUUUCCGUUUAAUAAUACUCGACGGCAAAGCCUAUGUGGAAAAAUAUAGAAAAUCGUUCCAAAGUAGAGACACUUUCACCCUGUGGGGAAUCCUACAGUUGCUAAGGCGGUACCCCGGCAAAAUCCCCGAUUUAGACCUAAUGUUUGACUGCGUUGACUGGCCCGUCAUCAAGAAGGAAAUAUUCUUCACCGGCACGAACUACCGGGCCCCACCCCCGGUUUUCCGGUACUGCGGCGAUGACUCGACUUUUGAUAUCGUCUUUCCCGAUUGGUCUUUCUGGGGCUGGCCGGAGAUUAAUAUAAAACCGUGGGAAGGUUUGUCGAAGGAUUUAAAAGAAGGGAAUAGGAGAAGAAAAUGGACGGAGAGGGAACCGCUUGCUUAUUGGAAGGGAAAUCCGAAGGUUGCUGCCACGAGGAUGAAUUUGCUUAAGUGUAAUGUUUCGGAUAAACACGAUUGGAAUGCUCGUGUUUAUGCUCAGGACUGGCGGAGAGAAACGGAAGAGGGUUUCAAGCAAUCAGAUUUGGCAAGUCAAUGUAUUCACAGAUACAAAAUCUACAUUGAAGGAUCUGCAUGGUCGGUGAGCGAGAAAUACAUUCUUGCAUGCGAUUCUAUGACAUUGCUCGUAAAGCCUCAUUACUACGAUUUCUUCACGAGAGGUUUGAUCCCUCUAAAACAUUACUGGCCAAUUAAAGAAGAAGACAAGUGCAGAUCCAUUAAAUACGCGGUCGACUGGGGAAAUAGCCAUCAAGAAGAGGCUCAGGCGAUUGGCAAGGAGGCGAGCAAAUUCGUUCUAGAAGAGCUAAAAAUGGAUUACGUAUACGAUUACAUGUUCCAUCUAUUAAGUGAGUAUUCUAAGCUAUUAAAAUACAAGCCAACCGUGCCAAACAGAGCUGUAGAGCUUUGUUCGGAGUCAAUGGCCUGCACCGCACAGGGGCUCAAUAAAAAAUUCAUGACCGAGUCAAUGGUCAAAGGGCCCGCAUUAUCGAACCCAUGCACAAUGCCCCCGCCUUAUGACCCAGCAUCUCUCCACUCUCUUAUCGAAAGAAAAGAUAGCGGAAUAGAGCAAGUGGAGAGUAGGGAAAGAGAAUAUUGGCUGAGUCUUAACAAUAAGCAAAUGCACUAGUAGUAACAUAAAUCUUCUUUAUAAUUUGUUUUCUUUAAUUUCACAGGUAUAGUACAAAUGAAUGAAUGAAUAUUCUUCCUUUGUUAUAUAUACAUAUAGGACCACCAUUGUUGAGUUUCA
This is a messenger RNA of Erythranthe guttata (spotted monkey flower), 1740 nucleotides long. RefSeq names its product O-glucosyltransferase rumi-like protein (DUF821). NCBI's taxonomy places the organism in Eukaryota, Viridiplantae, Streptophyta, Magnoliopsida, Lamiales, Phrymaceae. The record is from RefSeq and is a predicted model, not a curated record.